Molecule: messenger RNA, 2691 nt
Organism: Penicillium canariense
Lineage: Eukaryota; Fungi; Ascomycota; Eurotiomycetes; Eurotiales; Aspergillaceae
Product: crossover junction endodeoxyribonuclease
Exons: 2
Coding region: 1-2691 (896 amino acids)
Molecular function (GO): crossover junction DNA endonuclease activity; 5'-flap endonuclease activity
Source: RefSeq, a predicted model, not a curated record
AUGGGUAUCCCAGGGCUUAUCAACGCCAUUGGUGCUGGGGAGCGUGUCUCCCUGGCCAAAGUCGCCAUAUCGCACCUGGAACGAACCGCAAGGCCCAUCCGAAUCGCCGUUGAUAUCUCAAUCUGGCUUUUCCAGGUCCAGGCAUCGCGCGGGGGAAAGAAUCCCGAACUACGAACGCUGUAUUACCGACUGCUGAAGCUUCUAGCUUUGCCUAUUCACCCGCUCUUCGUCUAUGAUGGCCGCCAUAAACCACCAUUCAAACGAGGGAAAGCGGUGUCAUCACGGAGCUCCGGCAAUCCACCCCUUAUCCAACGCUCGAAGGAUCUUAUCGAGCGGUUUCGGUUUCCAUGGCAUGAAGCCCCCGGGGAGGCGGAAGCUGAGUGUGCACGGUUGCAACAGGCCGGCAUCGUCGACGCAGUGAUGAGUAACGACGUGGAUACCCUGAUGUUUGGAUCAACAUUCACAAUCAAGAAUUUCUCGAAAGAAAGCGGCAGCGGAACCACUGGAGCAACACACGUCACUUGUUACCAUAUGGGCAACCCGGGAUAUGUCUCAAAUGUUCCCUUUGACAGGGCAGGGAUGAUUCUAUUCGCUAUGCUCAGCGGAGGCGAUUAUUUGCCGUCCGGCGUUCCCAAGUGCGGUAGCAAAUUGGCUGCAGAGAUUGCGAAGGCUAAGUUUGGCGAGGAUCUUCUUACAGAAAUUGCCGUACGUGGGCCAGAUCUGGACUCAAGACUUGGUGAGUGGCGAGAGCGAUUGCAGUACGAACUGGAUGAAAAUGAAAGUGGCUGGUUUGCGACGAAACAUAAGGCAGUCCGGAUACCAAAAACCUUUCCCGAUCGGACAAUUCUAGAGUACUAUGCUGAGCCGAAAGUGUCCACUGAGGAUGAAAUGGCGGAUCUCAGGCGCCGGUUGAAGCAUGCCUGGGAUAGAGAAAUCGAUCCCUUGGCGAUUAGGAGCUUUGCUGCGGAUAAUUUCGAGUGGAACUAUCGCUCGGGUGCUCGAAAGGUGAUUAAGAAUCUAGCCGAGCCUCUCGUUGCCUACAAACUUCGCCUGCAAAGACCGGUCUCGGCUGUACCUGUUGGCUCACUGGCACCCCAAUGUGAUGAGCCCUGGCUGCAAAAAGUAUACAAGAGUCGUGUAUGCUUUGGUACAGAUGGCUUGGUCGAGCUGCAAAUCGAUAUCCUUCCGAUUGAUGUUGUUGGCCUUGAUCUCAUGGCUGAAGAACCCAAUCCUCCUCUACCGUCACAGGAAACGGAGCCUUCACAAGGGACAGUUCAAUCUGGCGAUGAGGAAGACGAUGCAGAAAUUGCUGCCGAUGGCCCUCCGCCAACUCCGUCAAAAUCUCGAGUGACAAAACGCUACGAUAUCUAUGCCAUUCAGAAGGUCUGGGUCUUAGAAACUGUAGCCAGACUUGGCCUUCCAGUUGUUGUUCAGAAAUGGGAGGAUGAGCAGGCUGCCAAGGCCAACAAGGCUGCCGCUCCCAAGAAGUCGAGCAGUCGACGAACAGGACCCAAAAAGAAGGGGCCAAUAGACCCAGGAAUGAAGCGUGGCAGCAUUUUGAAAUACGGAACCCUCACAAAAGAAACAUCAGAACUCUCUGCUUCUAACAGGUCUCUCUUGCUGGAAGCUGCGUCUACAAAAACCCAGUCCCCCCAAUUCCAAAGUUUCUCAUCAUCCUCCCAGAUCAUCGAUCUUGAGGACGAUGCCGUCACGCCGAGCAUGUACCCCCAGCAACAAGCAUCGGAUCAUAUGCGUUACUCCUCGCGCGAGGUGACCGAUUUGAUUGACACCUUCUCUUCGUUGUCUACUAUGUCACCAACACCAAUAGUGAAGCGCCAUCCAAUGACCGACCAAUCACGAGUACACCGGCGAGCUGCUGCCGGUGUAAGCGGUGGAAUUGAACUCGACGAGUCAAGCUUUUCAAGUGAGGAGACCGUCGAUAUACAGAACUCGUCUCUUCCAGCGGGAAUAAGGCUGAGUUACUCAGUCACGGAAUUGAGAGGCUCAACAACUGAGGAUGGGGUCGCUCAAAAAGAGAUUGCGAUUCCCAUGCGAAAAUCCAAACGCAACAUUCGCAGCACUCCCAAAACGCCCGGCAAGGCUCCUCAUGCCCAAGAGAGUGCAGCCGACGUCGACAGUUUGGAGAGAUCCAUUGACUUAUUGUCACUAUCAGUGAAGCAUAACAUUGAAAACGAUAAUAAAUCCUCUUCAGUCCGAGUGUUGCGCCAGCCCGCGUCCUCGAAGAUGGAAAAACAAAGCGUGCCCGAUUGCCCUCCGAAAAUAUGGCCUGUUAAUAUUUUACUCCCAUCCGAAAGGCCUGUGCCGUUGCAGGGCCACCCAGCAGCCACUGUUGAAUCUGCAAUCAAGUUGAAACAGCGGCAUGAUGAGCAUGCUCCUCCGUCGGAGACGAAACCUUCAGCCAGAAAGUCUCGUAAUGACUCAAUGGACCCACUGAAGCCUUCGAUAAAGGCAAAGGAGCAAGUUUCGGAGCAUAAGCAAACAAAAGGUCAUAUUGAAAAUAUCACAGUCUCAAAUGGAAUCUGGACGGUUGACCCGCCCACUCAAACCGAGACGAAAUUGGUGGACUCGAAUGUUCGCAAAACCGCAAUUGAGGGCGACACUGGACAUGGGAAGAAACCUCAAAAUCAAAAGAAGCGAGUGGCCCGAGUGAGCAUUCUGGAUUUGAGCUGA